AUGGCGAUUCGUCAUGUUAAGGUUCUCGAUAAUUUGGGCAGCCUUCCAUACGCCCUCGCACGUCCCAUCCUCCUCAAAGUCGACAACCCUCAGAAGCUUCAUGCCCUCGAACUCGCAUCCCCCCAGUUCGCUGAACACGACAAAGAGCUAUGGAUCGAGUUCAUCAAGCGCGACAUCCCAAGUUGGGACCAGUACGAACUGCCUGAGGAAUCCAACGAUUGGUAUCAGGUGUACUGCGACCUCGGUGCACAGGUCGAGCGAUCUCUCGAGGCCGAUGCCGAGAGAAUGAAGAUGGCCCUCGACGGAAUUUCCAACCAGCGCGCCCGUCUCACCCCCAAGAUUCUCGACCAAGGCAAGAGCGCACGCAUGGCCGGAGCACGACCCACCACCAAACAACGCUAUGCCUCCUGGGACCGCAAGAUGGGCGGCGUUGAGACUGUCUACGAACCCAACCCAAAGACACCCAUGGCCGGCUGGGUCUUCAAUGUUCCAAGACUUCCCCGAGAAGGUUUCCCCAAGAAAAAGGGCAUCUUUGCGCCACAGAAGCGCAACAACGCGCUAUCCAUCCCCAGCAACAAGCUUAAUAAUCGGGCUUCGCAAGUCACCCGUGCCCCCCAAUCCCUGGUCGAAGAGCACCGCCGCCCCGAGCAUGCACCAGCAUCAAAGAUGAAGACCAACCCUGCCAUGAUCGGGUCCCGCCAACCUUCCGCUGCGACCAUUAAGCACCCCUUGCUCCCAGUCAGAGAAGACCGACUGCGGGGAGAGGACCGACUGCGGGUCUUGACUUCAGGAAAGCCAAUUCCGUCGUCCGCUGUCAAGAAGGCUCCCGCGACGAAGCCUGAUCUCAAGCGGCCUGCCUCUCCUCCUCAGUCUGUCGGCAAGGCACCCGCCCCAUCUCAGGGAUCUCCCCCUUCCUCCCGCCCGUCGUCAUCCGGACCUCCUGCUCUCCGUCAGGGCAUCAUUCGUCGACGCCAAGAGCCGAGCAUCUUCAUGCCGGCGAAGCGAAAGCGGGUGUCAUGA
Penicillium arizonense is the source of this 1020-nucleotide messenger RNA. Its product is annotated as elongin A domain-containing protein. Gene Ontology annotation, biological process: transcription elongation by RNA polymerase II. Gene Ontology annotation, cellular component: elongin complex; nucleus. Bases 1 to 1020 code for a protein of 339 amino acids. The transcript has 3 exons. Lineage: Eukaryota; Fungi; Ascomycota; Eurotiomycetes; Eurotiales; Aspergillaceae. The record is from RefSeq and is a predicted model, not a curated record.